AUGUCGUUUCUGAACCUCCUUCAACUUUUCCAGAGACGAAAAGUAGGAACAACCUGUUUUGUCACCAGCGGUGUACAAAGUGAACUUCUAAAGGGACAUACCCUGGCAAGAACCUGGCCGCUUGCACAGUCGGAUCUUGAACUCUUCUUGUCUAGCAAUGGGUUGGUAUAUUCCAAGGAGUUAGCUCGGCAUAACACUUGCGCGGUACCGUCAUGCUUUCGACGCCGAAGUCGAUGGUUAAGGGUGAUUCAUACAGCCGCAACUGACUACAGAGUCAAGUUUGAGGUCCGUGGAUUAGUCGCCGAAAGCGGUCCACGGCGAUGA
Messenger RNA from Pyricularia oryzae 70-15, 324 nucleotides. RefSeq lists its product as uncharacterized. The coding region runs from base 1 to 324 and encodes 107 amino acids. The transcript has 4 exons. The record is from RefSeq and is a predicted model, not a curated record. NCBI's taxonomy places the organism in Eukaryota, Fungi, Ascomycota, Sordariomycetes, Magnaporthales, Pyriculariaceae.